CGGCAGAGCCACCAAGCCAGCGGCAGGGCGUCGGGCCUCGCGUUUCAACUUCUGUUCGGUUCUCCUGUAAUGGAAAAUUGCUUUGCACAAAGCUAGAGGGUUACAGUUCUUUCCAGCGCCCCUCCCCCGCCCCUCCCUGGCCUCCUGGUCAGAGGGACAGCGCCUGCAGGACGCGAAGGAGGGUAUCACGGCUUCUUACUAUGUCCCUUGCUGCAGGCCCUGGGCCCGGGUGGUUACUCUUUUCCUUUGGAAUGGGACUGGUGUCAGGGUCAAAGUGUCCAAAGAAUUGUCAGUGUCAAGCCCAAGAAGUGGCCUGCACAGGGAUGCAGUUAACUGCUUACCCCUCCGACGUACCCCUGAGCACCCGGAGGCUGUACCUGAAUGACAACGCCAUCACUUUUUUGCCAGCGAUGAAUCUAGGACUCCUCAGUGACCUUGUUUACCUGGACUGUCAGAACAACCUCAUUCGGGAGGUGAUGGAUUACACCUUCAUCGGGGUCUUCAGGCUCAUCUACCUCCGUCUCAGCUCCAACAACCUCAUGCUGGUCUCCCCACACAGCUUCUCUGUGCUGAGCAGCCUGGUCCACCUGGACAUCUCCAACAACCCUCACCUGUUCUCUCUGAGCAAGUACACCUUUGCCAACACCAGCUCUCUGAGGCACCUGGACCUCAGAAACACCGGCUUGCAGACCUUGGACCCCACUGCCUUCCACAGCCUCGUAACCCUGCAGACCCUGUAUCUGAGCGGAAACCCCUGGAAGUGCAACUGCUCUUUCCUGGACUUCACCGUCUACCUGCUAGUGUCCCAUCUGAACCAUCCAGAUGAUGACAAUGCCACGUGCGUGGAGCCCACAGAGCUGGCAGGAUGGCCCGUCACGCGGGCGGGGAACCCGCUCCGGUACAUGUGCAUCACGCACCUGGACCGCCAAGACUACAUCUUCCUGCUGCUCGUUGGCUUCUGCAUCUUCUCCGCAGGCACUGUGGCUGCCUGGCUCACGGGCAUGUGUGCCGUGCUCUACCAGAACGCCCGCCGCAAGGCCAGCGAGGACAAGGCCGAGGACGAGCACGGGCAGAGGCCGGAGGUCAGCAGGCCCAUUUUCCAAAGCAGAGCUGACUCGGCCCAGGAUGGGCUCCCUCGGCAGAUCUAG
Messenger RNA from Manis pentadactyla (Chinese pangolin), 1148 nucleotides. It is a transcript of the gene LRRC52, whose product is annotated as leucine rich repeat containing 52. NCBI's taxonomy places the organism in Eukaryota, Metazoa, Chordata, Mammalia, Pholidota, Manidae. The transcript is spliced from 2 exons. Bases 201 to 1148 code for a protein of 315 amino acids. The record is from RefSeq and is a predicted model, not a curated record. Gene Ontology annotation, cellular component: voltage-gated potassium channel complex. Gene Ontology annotation, molecular function: potassium channel activator activity; voltage-gated potassium channel activity; transmembrane transporter binding.